CAGUACACAGUAGUGCUGGUUCUCCUUACCUCAACUCUCGCAGACUCCGGGAGGGGCUGACACGGUUGCAUGUGAGUCCUCAGAGCUUGGGCGAAGAGCUGGCGAAAGUUUCUCAAUGCUUCUGUGAAACAAAAACCGAGUGUCCCCACGGUUCACGGGGCGGUGUUGGAGCCGGUGAGAUUUUAACGGUACUGGAAUGAGGCGACCAUUGCAUCAAUCUGACACCUCUGCUGUAAUCUUUACUCUGGAUCCCACCCUUUGUGUGAACAAUUGGCCACUUUGGGGUUACACAAGUUCCUGCACCACGUCAAAAUCAUCUCCAAUGAAAGGACUGGUCGACCGUAAAUGACUAUAAUAUUCUGAUCUCAUGGUUCAUCUAACAGAAAAGGACUGAAGGGCUUGUAACAAUUGUGAUGAUAGUUGAUGGAAGUAUCUGAAGCUGUAAGUCUUGAAGAUCACACAAGCGGGCAGCAGGUCAUGCCUUCCAGUGGACAUGCCAGAUCUACAUUGCUCCCUGUCACCAAUGAUGGUUCCAAGUCUAACAAUAUACCAAACGGCAUCGGGAAAAGCCAAAAGAAUCCAAAGGACUUUAUCCAGAUCUCUGUACCAGACUCGAACCGUAAAUUUCCACUGGAGUGGUGGAAGACGGGUGUUGCCUUUAUUUAUGCACUUUUCAACUUAAUUAUGACGAGCGUUAUGAUCACUGUUGUACAUGAGAGAGUCCCUCCUAAGGAAAAGAACCCUCCCUUACCUGACACUUUCUUUGACUACGUGGACCGGGUUGAGUGGGCUUUCAAGAUUUCGGAAGUCAACGGGUUGAUCCUGGUUGGUCUUUGGACAAUUCAAUGGUUACUCCUUCGGUACCGGUCAAUUGUGGGACGCAGGUUUUUCUUCAUAAUGGGAACUCUGUACCUUUACAGGUGUAUCACCAUGUACAUCACAACUUUGCCUGUGCCUGAAUGCAUUUCCAGUGUGGCACCAAAGCUGUAUGGGGAUUCUCAGGCCAAACUGCAACGAAUCUUAAAGCUGAUAUCUGGUGGAGGGCUUUCCAUUACUGGGUCACACAUCAUGUGUGGAGACUUUCUCUACAGUGGUCACACUGUCAUGUUGACCAUCACUUACUUGUUUAUAAAAGAAUAUUCACCACGUCGGUUGUGGUGGUACUCAUGGUAUCUGUGGAUCUGCUGGCUUCUCAGUGCAAGUGGAAUUAUGUGCAUCCUAAUAGCCCAUGAACAUUAUAGUGUGGAUGUUUUAGUGGCCUAUUACAUUACAACAAGACUCUUCUGGUGGUACCAUACGAUGGCCAAUAUUCCGACCUUGAAAACCCGCUCGCAGACCAAUCAGUUUUCCAAUGUUUGGUGGUUCCAGGCUUUCCUUUUCCUUGAGAAGAAUGUGCAAACUUCGGUUCCUUGCUCCUACGUGUGGCCUCUCUCAUGGCCUCCAAGCUGCCUGAAGUUGCCAUGUUGGAGAUACUCAAGGGUUCAGAAAUUGUGAAGAGCUCAUAGGACUGAGUUAUUGUUUACUACUCCGCAAUCAUCAGAAGAAGAAACUUUGUGGUUUACAUUCAGUUCCAUCUAAUAAAUUAAUCAAAUAUUUCUCCCAACAACCUGAAUAUGAGCUUAAGAAAUCUACGGUAGUGGGGAACUAAUUUUACUAGUCCUCUUGGCCUUUCUAAUAUUCAUUUAACUUCAGCCUUAAUGACCACAAGGCAAGCAUUUAAGUAAUUACUUGAAUCAUUCCUGAAGUGUUACUUUAUUAGAAUCAGAAGGUAGGAUCUAAAGCUCUGUCCUGGUUGUGAUCUAGGUAACAACAAUAUACACUCAGAUUCUCCGCAAAUGUCGCCCUACCGUGGUAGAACAUUCUACUUGAAAGAAGAUUGGAGUGCUAGCUAUUCUACUGAUUUUUUUUAACAAAUCUAUGCAACAAAUUAUUUUGCACAUUGAGACAAAACUGUGAACUUUGAAAUACCAGCAUACCUGCCCCAUCUCUACAAAAACUGGGAUUCUAUCAUAGCUGAUUGGUAGCUUCAAUGGUUGUAGCACAUGCCAAAAAAGUUGACCAAAAAUAAGAGAAUGAAGGGUCUCAUUCUGGGAGAGCUUUUUUCUCCUUUAUUCUGAAAAUGUAUAAUCUUGAAACAAGGAAAAUAACAUUGUGGGCUCCUCCCUGUGGAAGGUUUUGUGUGUAAAUGCACCACAAAGUUUUCAGUUCAGAUGGGAGAAGAAAACACAGUUGACUUUGGUGCCAUUGAGUGAGGAAAAGGAGAUUCUCAACCAGCAGACUCCCAGCUGCUAUCCAAGGACUGAUGGCAGAAGUGUACACAGUCAAAUACUGGGCAGCCUUGUGAUGUCUUUUGCCAAUCCAUUUGGUUUCAAAUGCUAGCUAGUCAGACUUGCAGAUGAAUAUGCAUGGGCUGAGCUUUGCAGGACUGCCUUUUGUCUGUUACCUUAGUAUGGAAUCACAGCUUUCAUUGGGAAGAUGAACCAAGGGAAGAGGUGGGUGGAAAGAAGUGUUCCUAUUCCAAGACAGGUUAGUUCAAUCUGCAGUGAUUUUUUUUUUGAAACAGAUCAACCUGCUGCUGAAGGUGGAGUUCAGUAGUAAUCAUUAGUUAAUCUUCAAGACUUAAAUCCUGACAGCAGCUGCAAUGUUUAGUUUUGAAGUUUAUUAUCUAAUGUCUGUAAGUGACCAGGGAAUUUGGCAGAUUUUUUUGAUGUUGUGUCUUGAAUAUUUGUUAGUUUUUCUUUUAUCAGCUAAAUUCCAUUCACUAAAAUUUGACUUGUUACAACUGUUUUAACCCAAAACACUGCCCAGAGUGAAAGUAAAUGUGGUGAAUGUUGUACACCAUUUUCAGUACCAGGGAACAUAUACUUUUGAUCCACUAUGAAGAAUCAGUAUUGCCAAAUAUAUUGAAUUCUACAUAGCAUCCUUUUUGCCGAAUUAAUUCAUUAUCAUAUUAUCAAAAUGUUAAUCCACAUGGUCAUUUGUUUGAAAGGAUAGUUUAUCCAUGCCAAGUUUUACUAGUACCAAAUCUCUCAGACAUGCUUACAAAGAAAAUUCUUGCACGAUGUAAUUAAAUAUUAUUGUUGAUCCCUGAGCCAGGAGCAACCACUUCACUUUUGCCAGGAAGAGUUGGAAACAGGGUUGUUCCUGGAAUUGGAGAGGCUGCAGUUUCAUGGACAUAUAUUUGUUUUCUGCCCAGUCGCCUCAGUUACUACCUGAAGAGAUAUGCAUAGAUAAAGAAACAGAAGUAAAGUAGAACAAUGUGAAGGACAUGAGUGAACCCACUCCCACUCCAUCUUGUCUCUCCCUUCUCUGCCAAAAUAACAGACACACACAGCAUUUGGUUGAUAAAACUCUCUCCAGGAAUUGUUUAGAGCAACAUUUGGUAAGCUUUCCUCUUCUCCUUGCUGCUCUUCUGAGAACAUCCUAUGGGAGAAUCUCUCAGUGAUCUCAAAACCCAUGCAUCCAUGGAUGUACAAAAUAGUGAACUGCUGGAGGAACUCAGACAGCAUCGAUGAAGGGAAAUGGUCAGUCAACGUUUCAGGUCAACACCCUUCAGAGACCAGUCCAGAUGAAGGGUCUUGACUUGAAACAUUGACUGUCCAUUUCCCUCCACAGAUGCCGCCUGACCUGCUGAGUUCCUCCAGCAUUCUUUUUUGCUCCAGGUUCCAGCAUCUGCAGCAUCUUGUGUACCCAUGGAGGUGUAUUCCAUUCAAUUGCCCCAAAGCUAAACUGUGGGAAAGGGAAGUCGCCAUAUAUUUACUGGUAUGUCUCAGUCAAUCUUUAUUAGAUUGAUUGAAGGUGGCCUUUAUAAAUGGUGUUUGUAGCAUGUCAUUCGGCCUGCAGUGAAGAGGAAAGAAUUGAGCUGAGUCUCUGUUACCUUUCUUAUUGUGCCCCCCCCCCCCCCGUUUGAUCUCUAAGUGAUCAUAACAAAGAUGAACAUAACAAUGCAGACAUUUCCCUUUGAAAAGGAAAGGUUAUGUAGAUACAUUUCCUAUUUUGAGGAAUGCAGAUAAUUCUGGAGGCCUUUGAGACUUGAUUUUGAAACUCCUUAAAGAUUGCACUUAGCUAUCACUGUACCUAAAUGCUGUCCAGAAAGUUGUGCAAAUCUAAAUUCAAAUUGAUCAAAGAAUUUUAAGAAAUCUACAAAGAUUUACUAGGGGAUACAAUCAUUGGUAUUUUUAGUAUUCAAAAAUGCUGCUUUUAUAUUUAAGUAAUCUUUUAAAAUAAUCUUAUGCCUUGUAUUUUAGCCCUAAUCUGUGUACAUACAAACCAUAUAGUGAUUUAUUUCUAUGGACAUGUCACACAAAAUGUUGCAAUGAUUGUGUACAAUAUUUGAGUAAAAUAUUUGAUUUAUUAAAAUGAUUUUUUUCUUGUUAA
Molecule: messenger RNA, 4377 nt
Organism: Pristis pectinata (smalltooth sawfish)
Lineage: Eukaryota; Metazoa; Chordata; Chondrichthyes; Rhinopristiformes; Pristidae
Gene: sgms2a
Product: sphingomyelin synthase 2a
Exons: 6
Coding region: 424-1494 (356 amino acids)
Biological process (GO): sphingomyelin biosynthetic process; ceramide biosynthetic process
Cellular component (GO): endoplasmic reticulum membrane; Golgi membrane
Molecular function (GO): ceramide cholinephosphotransferase activity; sphingomyelin synthase activity
Source: RefSeq, a predicted model, not a curated record